UACUCAUCAUGCGGACCGUGGAUCCCGACUUGUGGUCUAAAAAAGUGACCAAGCCGAUCCUAAAUGUGUCCCGACCGAUCAAAUUCGGUCUGAAUGAAUUCUCAGGUUCUCAGGAGACCCGAUUGAGAAAAAGUUUCCACAAAGCAAUGGUAGAGUUCUGCAGGAACAGUUCCGUAGAAGGUUUCAGAUUCAUAUUGGAUAAGCAAAGUCCGAAGCCGAUAAGGUCGCUUUACCUGAUUGUACUCUUAGUUACAAUGGUGUGUGGACUCGUUGUGUUUGCUUGGAACAUCCAUUGGUUCUGGCAUCGCCCUCGAUUGAUGGUCAACCCGAUGUCCGUGCAGCAUCCUGUGCAGCAAAUUGACUUCCCCGCUGUAGCUAUUUGCAGCUACAAUAUCAUUAGUCGAUCUGCCCUACACGACUAUGCAAAAUAUAUAUAUUCACUAGACACGAAUCACAUCUAUACUAUGAAUGAAAUUAAGCAGAAUUUGUUGACAUUCGGUGCGUUACACACGCGAAGCGAAGCAACUUUUGAUCCUCGGUUCGUCAGUUAUCUUGAGGAAGUCGCUCGAGAGACAAAUGUCACUAAUAUUUUGUACAAAUUGUCCCCGAAGUGCGAGUCGAUGCUGGUGCGCUGCAGCUGGCGAGCGCAGCGCACGGACUGCCAGCGGCUUUUCGCCACGCGCUUAGCUAGCUCCGGCUUUUGUUGCAUCUUCAAUUCUAGAUAUUCUAGAGUAGAUAGAAAUAACCCACCUCGAAAAGUAAACAUGAUGGGUCAGGACGCCGGACUCAGAGUGGUCGUGAGGGAGAACGGCGACGACUUUACUUUAGUUCGCCGGCCCGGUGAUGAUGUUGAGGUGGAUAUUUUCGACGGCAUUCAGUUCCCGACGAUACGAGCUGGUAUAUUCCGUUUUUAUGCUGCCGCCCGAAAUGCGUCAGUGUUUUUUAAGCUAAAUGUCGAAGCACAGGAGCCCGCGAGCAGCUUGCAGCAUCACAGCGAUGAAUGGCUGGGCUGCAGCCUGGCGCGCGGCGCGGCGGCGGCGCGCUCGUGGUCGCGCUGCGUGGCGCGGUGCCGCGCGCGCGCCGCGCUGGCGCUGUGCGGGUGCGCGCCGCACACGCUGCCGCCGCCGCACGCAACCGCGCGCGUCUGCUCGCUGGAGCACCUGGCCUGUCUGGCGAAGCACAAAGAGAAGUUGUCGUUCCUGUAUCCCGGCGACGCCGCGCACGAGAGCCUGAGCGAGGAGCGGCAGGACUCGGUGUGGUGCGCGCACUGCCGCGUGGGCUGCGCGCGGCGCCGCUACUCCGCCGAGCUCGUCACGUCGCCGCACACGCCGCUGCUCUUCCUCAACCGCUUCUUCAAAGGGCUGGAUUUGACGAACACCACGAUUAUUUCAAUUUACUACGAGAAAGAAAACCAGCGUCUUUACUUGUUAGAUACUAGUCUGCGUUGGUACGAGGUCUUUGCCGCUAUUAGCAGUCAAUACGUGUUUGUGGUGGGAUUCACGGUGCUGAGUAUAAUAGAGUUCUUAUACCACUUGACUUUUAGAUGGUACCACUAUUAUAUGCUUCAUGUGCGACAGGACCGACGGUUGCGAAAUUUGAAGACAGCACAACCUAAUAAUAAAAUUAAUAAUAUAUAAUUAAC
Molecule: messenger RNA, 1642 nt
Organism: Vanessa tameamea
Lineage: Eukaryota; Metazoa; Arthropoda; Insecta; Lepidoptera; Nymphalidae
Product: sodium channel protein Nach-like
Exons: 10
Coding region: 9-1637 (542 amino acids)
Biological process (GO): sodium ion transmembrane transport
Cellular component (GO): plasma membrane
Molecular function (GO): ligand-gated sodium channel activity
Source: RefSeq, a predicted model, not a curated record